UUCACCUGUUUAUCAACAACAAAUGGCUUGUGAGUUAGUUGUUGUAAUUAUGAACAAUUAAUUUAAUUACAAUCACAAUACAGUCGGCUAGACCUUUAUAUAUUGUUUGCCUAACUACUCUUUAUGGGAAAAUGACUGGAGGGUUUUAUGUUGGUACGGUGCAGCUCAAAAUGUGUUCCCAGGGAGCUCAUGCCACUGCCAUUGGGAUUCGUGUCAAGGAAGAAAUGUUAGAAAGGAUUGUGGUGAUUGGCUUUCUGCCAUUGGGAGGAAAUGACCAGUAGUGGUCUGACAAGGCUAUUUUGCCUGCGUUAUAUCAGCAACAGAAGAAGUUGAGUCGUAUCAACAUCGACAUCUGUGACAGGAAACAACUGUGUGCUUGUAAAGUCACUGUGUACCACAAAGCUGCUCUUUUUGACAGCCCCAGAGCACAAUCUGGGAGAACGGUUCGCCUUGUCUGAAUGGCAAACGUUUGUUUGCAUGUUGAUCGUCAAGUGCAUUAGCGCUUCACUUGUUUUUCUCAGCUGUGGCUCUUGAGACUGACCUAUAAGCACAGGUUUCUCUCGUUCUCCCUGUUUACUGUAAGCUCCUGUGCCAUGGACGUGCCAGAGCCGCGUCUCUGGCCUGGAGGGAGGGGGAAGGGAGCUCGAGCAGAGCGCUGGGGGAAGGGAGGCACUCUCAUUUCCUGCGAAGAGAGAAAAAAAGACCUCGGCUCACUCUCUGACCAGUUAUCUCCACAUUCACAGCCGCCUUGCUCCUUUAUUUGGGUCUGUUUGCGGGGACCUCUGAUUGUCUCUCUGCUCAGAUCGUUCUAGAAGACUCCGGUUUGGAGGCCGGUUUGCUUGCAGAGCGCUGGUUUUCUUUCUCGUCAUCGGAUCAGCUUCAGGACUUCCUGUUUCUUUGAUUUCUGUGUAGAGAUCUGGAUCUUCAGCCACGCAGUUGGCUUGACAUUAUUUGACCUUUCUGAAGCGAGCAGGAAAAGAGAGGCCCGGUGGAUGGGAGCUUUUGUCGUGACGUGGCCCUAAUGUGACAUAACAUCCUCACGGCCUCGCAUUACAGUCAAAAAUGGAGAGCCCUCAGGCCCUUGGCUUCACGCUUAGAUGUGCAUUUCCCACCUCAGUCAUUGCAUGGCUUGUUUUAUUUUGCUGAAACGGAUACACUUUCUCCAGGCGUAUGUCAUUAUUGUCGUUUCUGAAACACUCUGUGUGAUUUUUCUGAACAACCUGGAAUAUUUUCUUGUGAGAAAGUUUGGCUGUGGAGGAAAUAAAGACCGAGUCUGAUGCUGUUGAUGGGAUGGAGGCGUCGAUGCCACCCAAAGCGGUCCCUGAUCUAGGAUCAGCAGAGCCGGCGCUGGCUCCGCAGAAGAGGAAAGCACCCAGUCCUCCACAUUCCUCAAACGGACACUCUCCUUCUGACACGUCACCCAGUCCCACAAAGAAGAAGAAGAAACCAGGAUUAGUCAACAACAGUAAAGACCAAUGUGAGCUUAGACAUGGUCCCUUUUACUAUGUCAAGCAGCCCGCACUCACCACAGACCCUGUUGAUGUUGUGCCGCAGGACGGGAGGAAUGACUUCUACUGCUGGGUGUGUCACCGCGAGGGUCAGGUGCUCUGCUGUGAGCUCUGCCCGCGCGUCUACCACGCCAAGUGCCUCAAACUGGCUGCAGAGCCUGAGGGCGACUGGUUCUGUCCAGAGUGCGAGAAAAUAACGGUGGCUGAGUGCAUCGAGACUCAGAGUAAAGCGAUGACCAUGCUGAACCUGGAGCAGCUGUCCUACCUGCUGAAGUUCGCUUUGCAGAAAAUGAAACAGCCAGGGACCGAACCGUUUCAGAAGCCGGUGUCACUUGAACAGCACCCGGAUUAUGCCGAGUAUAUAUUUCACCCCAUGGAUCUGUCCACUCUAGAGAAGAAUAUCAAGAAGAAAAUGUACGGUUGCACAGAAGCGUUUUUGGCCGACAUGAAGUGGAUUCUACACAACUGUAUCAUAUAUAAUGGAGCAAACCAUAAGCUAACAGCAACUGCUAAAGUUAUCGUCAAGAUCUGUGAACACGAAAUGAAUGAAAUUGAGGUUUGUCCAGAGUGCUACCUGUCCGCCUGUCAGAAGAGGGACAACUGGUUCUGUGAACCUUGUUCUCAGCCUCAUCCUUUAGUGUGGGCCAAACUGAAAGGUUUCCCCUUCUGGCCCGCUAAAGCCUUGAGGGACAAGGACGGUCAGGUGGACGCACGCUUCUUUGGCCAGCAUGACAGAGCCUGGGUGCCCUUAAACAACUGUUACCUCAUGUCUAAGGAGAUCCCCUUCUCUGUGAAGAAGACCAAAAGCAUCUUCAACAGCGCCAUGCAGGAAAUGGAGGUCUACGUGGAGAACGUGCGCAAGAAAUACGGCGUGUUCAACUACGCCCCGUUCAGGACACCUUACACGCCCAACAACCAGUUCCAGAUGCUGCAGGACCCUAAUAACCCUAAAAAAGGCACGGUGAAGCCUGACAAACAGGACAAGGUCAAGUUCAGCUUCGACAUGACCGCAUCCCCCAAGAUGCACUUGAGUAAGACCGUGAUGUCAGGAGGACCGGGGCGCCGGGUGUCUGUGACAGACAUGCCCAGGUCACCAAUGAGCACCAACUCCUCAGUCCACACGGGGUCUGACCUCGAGCAGGACGAGCGAGGGCCCAGAGUGUCAUCCAGUCACUAUAGCGGCGGUGAAGACUCCAUGGAUUGCACAGCGUCUCCUGCGUCUGUGAAGACAAGCACCAGCCCCAAGCCUCUCCUGCCCACGCCGGUUAAACAGGAAAGGAGUUCAGGCACCGGAAGCAUACUUAACCUCAAUCUAGAUCGCAUUAAAGCUGAAAUGGACCUGAAGGAGUUGAGUGAAACUGUACAGCAACAACAACAACAGCAGCAAGGGACGUCGGUUCUCCUCAGCUCUCCUAAAAAACCUACUAGGAGUUUGGAUAAAACUAUAGAGAGCUGCAAGGCUCAGCUGGGAAUCAAUGAGAUCUCCGAUGUCGUGUACCGCCGUGUUGAGCACAGUGACACAGACGAAUCUGACAAAUCUGACUCCAGCGACAGUGAAUUCAUGUCUGAGGACGAACAGAAGCCCAAGGACACUAACCACAACAGCAGCGCCCACAGAGACUCCAAAAAGAGAGCCAGACCUCCAUCCGCUCAAGCACAAGAACAAGACACUGCCCCAUCAACAGCUGGAGGAACACCAGGUGGAGACCAGCAACCCUCAGAUCCCCAGACCAAAGAGAAGGUAAGCGGUAGUGUGGAGAAAGACUCCCAGGAGAAGAGCAAACCCGUGCAGCAGCCCCAGAAGGAGAGGACACAGCCUGGGCAGGACGCUCGGCCGGCUGGAUCAGAGCUGGAGGGCGACUCUGACUCUGAGCGGGAGCUGGUGAUAGACCUCGGGGAAGAACAGGGCGGGAGGGAAAAGAAGAAAGCCAAGCGAGAGACCCCAUCAGCCCCCAGCUCCACAACUAAAGAUCAGACCGGCAUUAAAACAGAUGGUAAAGCGUCUGCAUCUACCAGCAUAUCAGCUGCUUCUUCUACAGAUAACACUUCCAUCAAUCCUGGUCCAAAAGAUGCCGCCGCAUCAGCCAUCAAGGCUCCAGCCACCGUCCCAGCUGCAUCUACAACUCAAGCCACCUCCACCUCCGCUCUUCAGCCCGUGUCUGCUGUCCCUGUUGCUUCCAAUAUGGUGAAAAAACAGCGCCCUCUGCUGCCCAAGGAGAACACGCAGCCGGCCCAGCGGCCUGCGACCAGGAACCCGGCUGGCGGUAAAUGCCAGACGUCGUCUCAGAAGGUGCAGAGACAGCAACAACAACAAGUUGAGACGGCUCCUCAGAGCCAAGCGCAGCCCCAGACCUCAGCCAACAACUCCAGCACUCGCUACCAGACCAGACAGUCUGUUAAAGCUGUUCAACACAAAGAGCCCUCACCUGUUAACAUGGGCUCUGGUACGUCCACUUCCUGUCUGGCUGGGGACUUCCUCACCCCUCCAGCCUCCGCUGAUGUCGCCGCUGACAUCGCCAAGUACACCACUAAGAUGAUGGAUGUGAUCAAGGGAACGAUGACGGAGAUAUACAAUGAUCUCUCUAAGAGCACGACGGGGAACACCAUUGCAGAGAUCCGGCGGUUGCGGAUUGAGAUUGAGAAACUCCAGUGGCUGCAUCAGCAGGAGCUGUCAGAGAUGAAACAUAACCUCGAGCUGACCAUGGCUGAGAUGAGGCAGAGUCUGGAGCAGGAGAGAGAGCGGCUGGUGUCAGAGGUGAAGAAACAGAUGGAGAUGGAGAAACAGCAGGCGGUGGACGAGACCAAGAAGAAGCAGUGGUGUGCCAACUGCAAGAAAGAGGCCAUCUUCUACUGCUGCUGGAACACAAGUUACUGUGACUACCCCUGCCAGCAGGCACACUGGCCCGAACACAUGAAAUCCUGCACCCAGUCAGAGUGUGCCACUUUUACCAAAAGACUAGAAGAGAGAAGAAAUGACAGGGAUCAAGAAGUCUUACAGGCCAGAUUCAAACUUUUAUUGCCCAAAUUAGCACCAAAGCUCAGUGUGCCAGUAUGUACCAAAUGCAAGACCACAACUCUGAAUGGCUAUGUUCAGAAUAGGAAAUGUGUAUACUAAAGUUUGUAUACUGUGCACAGUAUGCGAUUUUUGUAAACGUGGAAUAUAUUUGAAUAUAUUAUAUACAUAUUGUGGUACACAGGCUUUCAACAUCAAUGACAGCUGAUCAACAAUUUCAGCAGUAGACUAGACGGGGGUGGGUUAAAUUCGGAGCAAAUUUCCCUACACGGAUCAGUAAACGUAAUCCACCAAUACAUGUUUCACUGUGAACAUCACGUCAUUUUAAAAUGAUGAUGUGCCCACAGCAGCAAAACCGUACACAUGCUGGAAAUCCAACCACCACGUACACUUCCAUAACAAUGUGCAUGAAUCAAUACUCCUCGAAUAUUAAAGCACUCACCUGUCACUUGGAAAUAAAGUCAUUCCAUGUCCCUUUACUCGUAUUAAAAAGUAAACUUGGCCUUAUAACUUGUUUUGCUCGGGGCUAGAUGUUUGUCACUCAUACAUACAAUCUUUUAAAUGGUGCACAAAACCUUUGUUAGCGAAUUCAGUUUGAGUAGUUUAUCCUUUCUUAGUUAUUCCUCUUUUGUCUGCAAAAGAGCGCCUUGAAAAAGGCAUUCAGUAGAUCAACAACAAGAUCUGAUGUAGGUGACUGCGGCUGUCAUUUUCUUUUCGUUUAAUGUCACUUUCAUACCUGGGAAAUUCCAAGCUAAACGCAUUUAAUGCAAUUGCCAAAUUGGGAUAUAUUAACACUGUAACCAGGUUGUUUUUCAUGUCUGCUGGUUGAAUCGACCUCAAUAAGGUGACAUUUAGCCCCUGGAAUGUGAAUUUUAAUGGGGGACACCUCGAAACGUGAUUGGAUGGGUUUUGUUAAAGAAAAACGUGCUGUCAUUGAACAUUUGAUCAGGCAGAAUGCAGUGUACACAGUGUGUUGUAAGAUAGCAUUCCAUUCUGAACAUAGCCACUCUCAGUUUCCUUUUGCAUUUAUUUCUGAAAAGCAAUUGUGUUAAUAAUUUUCUCUCUUUUUUAUCACCUUAGCCACCGCAACUCAGCAGGAAGCGGAAACAGAAGUCAGUUCGGACACCGCAGGAAAACCUGUAGGACAGUCCCCUAAAACCCAGCCUUCACCAACCGGUGAAAGAACAUCACCCGCAAACCGAGGACCCUCCCCUUUCACAGACA
Messenger RNA from Carassius gibelio (silver crucian carp), 5745 nucleotides. RefSeq names its product protein kinase C-binding protein 1. The transcript has 20 exons. Lineage: Eukaryota; Metazoa; Chordata; Actinopteri; Cypriniformes; Cyprinidae. The record is from RefSeq and is a predicted model, not a curated record. Gene Ontology annotation, molecular function: protein binding. Bases 1291 to 4623 code for a protein of 1110 amino acids. Gene Ontology annotation, biological process: regulation of DNA-templated transcription.